This is a messenger RNA of Cucumis sativus (cucumber), 1884 nucleotides long. RefSeq lists its product as uncharacterized. The transcript has 3 exons. Lineage: Eukaryota; Viridiplantae; Streptophyta; Magnoliopsida; Cucurbitales; Cucurbitaceae. The record is from RefSeq and is a predicted model, not a curated record. Bases 303 to 1115 code for a protein of 270 amino acids.
AAAGUUUUAAAGAAAUUUGUAGAAAUGUUUAGAGCUUCAAAAUUCAAACUUUUAUAAAAAUCCCAAACAAAAGUUUGAAAUAAUAAAAUUAAAGCUGUUUUUGGGAAAAUUCGAAGGAGAGUCCCAGAAAGGGGAAAACCAUAGAAAAAGCUUUGUUGUUGUUCAUCUUCUACAAUUCCUUCCGGUGAUUCCAUUUCCAGUUUCAAAAAUCGCCAACAUUCUCCUCUUCUCCACCCGAAGGAUCAUCGAAUUUCUAUUUUUUGCUUCCAUUUCUUGCUCCGGAAACUGUUCAAGUUGCCCUAAUGGGCGUCGAAUCAAACUCCGCGCCGCCCCCGCCAACGUCCUCCUCUUCUACGCCAUCUCCGAGCGGGAAGAGGGCCAGAGAUCCCGACGAUGAAGUUUACCUCGACAAUUUCCACUCUCACAAACGCUACCUCAGUGAGAUAAUGGCUUCUAGUUUGAACGGAUUGACGGUGGGGGACCCCCUUUCAGAGAAUCUUAUGGAUUCCCCUGCGAGGUCAGAGUCUAUGCUUUAUCAAAGGGAUGAAAUGUCCUGGCAAUAUUCCCCUAUGUCAGAAGACUCAGAUGACUGCCGGUUUUGUGAGACAUCCACCAAUUUGUUUCCCUCGCAGUCUGAUAGCAGUGUACCUACCAGCCCGGUCUCUCCAUACCGAUAUCAGAGGCCAUUCAGUGGGGUGGCUCCUUCAACAGGUACCAAUACUUCGCUUGGAUGUUCUACUACCAGUCCCGUCACUAGCUUGCAGCCCCAUCAACGUGGAUCAGAUUCUGAGGGUCGUUUCCCAUCAUCUCCAAGUGAUAUAUGUCACUCAGCAGAUCUGAGAAGGGCUGCGCUCCUGCGUUCGGUACAGAUGAGAGCACAACCUCCUGGUCCAUCAUCUAUGGAGUUGCCAUAUUGCUCUAUGCCUGAGCCUGGACCAAAUAUAGAAGCUGAAGACCGGCCAUGCUCUUGUAUAAAAUCGUUGGUUGAUGAAAGAGUUUAUCAACUUGAGGAAUGCUCAUCAAUGGGGUUGGGAGUGUCUGAGUCCGAAUAUAAUGAACAGAAAUCAUGCAAGGACUUGAACAGGGAUAUGAAAGACAGCCGGUCUGGAGGGUAGUAAAUGCUAAAAAUGUACAGAGGAAAAUCUCUUCUAACAUAACAACACAUGUGACACAUUGCUGCUGUGAGACUGGAAAAUGUUUGCCUAAUUUACUUGCUUUCUCUUGAUUGAGGAUGGUUUAGUCUUCUGCUAGCUCCAUUUCCAAGUGCGUGGUGCCUUGUGCUAUUUUCAUUGUCAAGUGUGUGUGGAAGUUGCGUUUAACCAUUCAACGCCUGUGAAGCCUGGGUUGGGAAGAUGUUCAUGGUUGAUCUGGGUUAAUCAUGUAUGAAAGCUCUGUCUAUCUAUUUGAGUCUAUUGGAGCUACCGGAGUCAAGAGAAGAAGUUUCUCAGAGUUAAGUUUAUUGAUAAAUGAUGCGGCUUUAUGCGUCACAAGGUUGAAGUUGCAAGUGUUCCAUUCGUUUCAUAUCUGUGAGAACACUGUUAUUAUUGAAUUAUUUUGUUCUAAUUGUGUUAUGAGCAUGCAGGCAUAAUUGAUGAGAAAACUAAAAGAUUUAAAGAGGUGAGGAAGGGAGCAAAGGGAAUUUGAAGCAAAUAGCUAAAAUAACAUACAUUAUAUUGUAGAGUAUAGUAAAAUUACCGAUUAGAUAGCUGAUGUAUCUAUCAUUGGUAUGUAUAUUUUUUUUCCAUUUGGAUUUGUAUAGUUGGAGACUGCAAGUUACCAUUCUGAAGAGCUACUGAUCGUCCAUAAAAAAAUUGCAUGUAUCUAUGUUGGGGGGUGUUUUCUCUCUUAGGUUUUCAACAGUUUUAAAUCUUGUUGUUUUAUUUA